Messenger RNA from Alligator mississippiensis (American alligator), 3310 nucleotides. It is a transcript of the gene ARFIP1, whose product is annotated as ADP ribosylation factor interacting protein 1. The record is from RefSeq and is a predicted model, not a curated record. Gene Ontology annotation, biological process: intracellular protein transport; regulation of Arp2/3 complex-mediated actin nucleation. Gene Ontology annotation, molecular function: protein domain specific binding; phospholipid binding. Gene Ontology annotation, cellular component: trans-Golgi network membrane. The coding region runs from base 570 to 1859 and encodes 429 amino acids. Lineage: Eukaryota; Metazoa; Chordata; Crocodylia; Alligatoridae. The transcript is spliced from 15 exons.
AAAAAAAAAGCAAAAAAGCCCCAGUGAAGCGGCGGGCGGCGCCGUCUCGGUCUUCGCCCUUUGGCGCCCUCAUUCCGGCCUGGAGCAGCUGUUUAUUUAGUUUAUUAACUAAAUCUUAGUCUGAAGAAGGUGGGGAGGGUCACACUGCUUGAAGAAGACAAAUAACCUAUGUUCCCCACUGCGAGGACUAUGCCACUCAGCCACUGGUAUUUGAAGGGCAAAAGAAUAGAAGGGGAAAGUGACAUCACAACUAAGCAGUCCAGUCACAAGAAUUAUAACUCCUCUCCAGGCUUCAACAGAGUUCUAGCUCUUACAAGAAAGAUGGUGAGGAAAAGGAUGAACCUUUAAUGAGGGGAAAAGUUUAAGUACCUUCUUUUAAAAAGUGGUAUCUUAUCAAGAAUAAGUGGGGGGGCCCAAAACUGAACACAAGACUCCAGAUGUGGCUUCACCGGUGAUGAAUAGAGGGAAAGAAUCACUUCCUUUGAUCUGCUGGCAAUGUUCUUACUAAUGCAGCCCAGUAUGCCAUUAGCCUUCUUCGAAACUGUUGGCUCAUAUUCAGCUCAUAAGGUAUGUCUGAACGUGGCAAUGAACUCACCACACUUGAUGACUCUCAAGCAGCUGCAGAAGAGGUCCAGUCUGACUCUGAGGUCAGUGCAAUGGCUCAAGAGUCUCCCAAAAAUUCGGCAGCGGAAAUUUCUGUAACUACCAAUGGCCAGCUUGAAGCUUCGCAUGAACACAAUUUUAACAGGGGACUUGAGCAGAGGGGAAUAGGAUCUGGCCCUCUGAUUUCUGCAGCUCAGUUUACUUUUCAAGGUGGACUAAACUGCACAAAGGAUUUGAAACAUUCAUUACCAGUUGGACUUGGACUCUCUGAAACCAAAAUAACAUCUCAUAGCUCUGACAACACCAAAGAGGGAGUCAUUGAAGCAGGACCAUUCCAAGGUUCCUCAGCAUCACCCAAAUCAUCUGUUAUAUCUCCUAGCAGUGCAGCAGCUAGCAGACUGGCUGGACAAGGUUGUGAUUUAAUUAUUCCCACAGGUGGCAGAAUGCAGCAGAAAAGUGGGCCAGUUGUGCUAGCAGAUGAAGUAAAGAAUCCAGCCAUGGAAAAAUUGGAACUUGUAAGAAAAUGGAGCCUAAACACUUACAAGUGUACUCGUCAGAUCAUCUCUGAAAGGUUGGGACGUGGCUCAAGAACCGUAGACCUGGAACUGGAAGCCCAAAUAGAAAUACUAAGGGAUAACAAAAAAAAGUAUGAAAAUAUCUUGAAACUGGCACAGACUUUGUCCACGCAGCUCUACCAGAUGGUACAUACCCAAAGGCAACUUGGAGAUGCAUUUGCAGACCUGAGUUUGAAAUCAUUGGAACUCCAUGAGGAGUUCGGAUACAACGCAGACACUCAGAAACUUCUAGCUAAAAAUGGAGAGACCCUUCUUGGGGCUAUUAACUUUUUUAUUGCUAGUGUGAACACGCUGGUGAAUAAAACAAUUGAGGAUACCUUAUUGACUGUGAAACAAUAUGAAAGUGCCAGGAUUGAGUAUGAUGCCUAUCGCACAGACCUAGAAGAACUGAAUCUUGGCCCUCGUGAUGCAAACACUCUGCCAAAGAUUGAGCAGUCACAGCAGCUAUUCCAAAUGCAUAAAGAAAAAUAUGACAAAAUGCGCAAUGAUGUAUCUAUCAAACUGAAAUUCUUGGAGGAAAACAAGGUUAAGGUAUUGCACAAUCAGCUCGUUUUGUUCCACAAUGCCAUUGCAGCGUACUUCGCUGGGAAUCAGAAGCAGCUUGAACAGACGCUUAAACAGUUCCACAUCAAAUUGAAAACUCCUGGAGUAGAUGCUCCAUCUUGGCUUGAAGAACAGUAAUCAAUACAGAGAAGAGGACCCAUUGUUAACCUAGAAUCUGUAUAUCUAAUAAGAAUUAAGAGGUUGGGGUUGAAGGAUGGUUGUAGUGAUUCUUGCACAAAUAGCUUUAAUUUUCUUCCCUUUUGUAAUACUGUAAAAUUGAAUUUGGUGGGAAUGUGGGUGGCUUUAAGGUAACCAAACAUAUAAUUUCUGUCAUUUCAAAUUUAGAGCACUCCUUUUUGUAUGUGAGUGUCGAUGGCUAUUUCUGUAAUUCAGAAAAAAAAAUCUAAUAUAGAUUUGCACUGACAAGAUGUUUGUGGUUUCUGGUCAUUGUGGUGGCUAGUCAAAAUAUUUCCAAAGGGAGGUUUACAUGAUUUGUACCAACAUCUGAUAUUUUGUAUAUGAAUAUAGAAAACACCUUUAAUGAUUCAUUUUCAUGUAAUUGUGUUUUAAAAAGGAGAGAGUAAAAAGAAUAUUUUGCAGAUUAAUAAUAUAAAGCCUUUGUGCAGUACCUGCAGAGAGGCAACAGCUGUACUAGAUGGCUGGCUGACUCAUGGAAUUGCAGCAAAUACCUUUUUAAAAGGUGAAUCUGUAUUUUUCCAUUGUAUGUUAAAAACAAAAACACUAAGGAAGUGAGAAUCACUGUCAGUCUGAAGCUUCUAAGCACACAUUUUAGCUUUGUCUCAAGUGGUUUGCUAGGUAAAGCCAACCAUUUGCUGUACUAAUUUCAUUUUUAAACGUUACUUUCUGUAUGAUACAAAUACCAUAAUAGCCUUAAAUCACAGGUAUGUGCCUUUUUAUAAGAUACUACUUUCAACCAGUGUAUGUGAUUCACAGCACAGCCCUGUUGAGACAGGGGUUUGUCUCUGUUCCCAACAAGGAAAAAGAACUGCAUAAAUGCUAUGUUUCUUUGAACACUUUAGACCAAGUGAAAACUUUCAGUAACCUUUAUGGAGUGAUGUGUGUUUUGAGAGAGAGGGGGCCAGUAUGAUUUUCAACUGCAGAGCAUGCUUUAGCAACAGGGAUAAUGUGGAUGAUGUAUUUGUUUCAUUUCUCCAUCAGUGAUAUAAUUGUUUAGUGUAAAGUUCUCUAUAUUAAUUUUAUCAUAGGCAUUUUAAAUUCAACAUAUUGGAGUCCUCAUUUGCACAAGUUCCAUUGCUUUGUGUUCUGUUAAGUAAAAUGAAGUACUUAAGGUAUGUUAUUUACAGCUAUGUGGAUUGUAUGAUUUAUGUACUGUAUGUUUAAAUGCAUUUCAGUUGAUGUUUCUUAAAAUGGUUUUUCAGUGCUUAACAUAAUGUAAUGUACCUGUAAAUCAAACAUUUUUAAUCAUUCCUCAUUAAAUUCAUAGUCUGACAGAGCCUUCCUUAUUUUCCUGUUCUGUCAGAAUUUCUCUUGUAAUAGCUGAUUUACAUUCCCCAGAAUGUAUCUCUGUUGUGAAUUUCGUAUUCAUAUUAAAGGUGUUUGCUGCAGUA